AUUCUUAAUUCUUUUCCAAAUGCCAAAUUUGGAGAAAAUGAUGAGAGCUUAGCUUCGAAGAUCAGAAUGAAAUAGAAGCAUUUUACGGGAAAAGAAAGAGGUCAACUGAUAGCAAAAAGCAACAAUUUUUGCUUUUGGACUCGGUAGAUCGAAUCAGGUGGGAGAAUGGCAAGAGCUGGAGGGAUUACAAACGCUGUCAAUGUCGGGAUAGCAGUGCAAGCCGAUUGGGAAAAUCGCGAAUUCAUCUCUCACAUUUCCCUCAACGUUCGUCGCCUCUUCGAAUUCCUCCUCCAAUUUGAGGCUACUACCAAGAGUAAAUUGGCUUCGCUUAAUGAAAAGCUUGAUACGCUGGAGCGACGUUUAGAGGUCCUGGAAGUCCAAGUGGGUACUGCAACUGCCAAUCCUUCUCUUCUUAGUACCUGAUGUUGAUUUGGUUUAUUGUUUGUAUUGAUUCUGCGUCUAUGUAAGCGUUCCAUCUUGUCUGUAAUUCUUCUUGUGAACUAAAUAUAUUUGAGCUUGCAUUGUAUCCCUCUUGAAAGGUAAUAUAUGUGUCUUCUUUUUGUCCCUCUUUUGGAAUAUAUCAUAUAAAUUUAGCAUUUUCCCUUUUUUAAUAGAAUGACCCCGUAUUCCUUGA
This is a messenger RNA of Manihot esculenta (cassava), 634 nucleotides long. RefSeq names its product protein BRICK 1. The transcript has 2 exons. Bases 166 to 423 code for a protein of 85 amino acids. NCBI's taxonomy places the organism in Eukaryota, Viridiplantae, Streptophyta, Magnoliopsida, Malpighiales, Euphorbiaceae. Gene Ontology annotation, biological process: actin filament organization; cell motility; regulation of actin polymerization or depolymerization. Gene Ontology annotation, molecular function: protein-containing complex binding. The record is from RefSeq and is a predicted model, not a curated record. Gene Ontology annotation, cellular component: SCAR complex.